Colias croceus (clouded yellow) is the source of this 1266-nucleotide messenger RNA. RefSeq lists its product as uncharacterized. The coding region runs from base 195 to 1079 and encodes 294 amino acids. The transcript is spliced from 2 exons. The record is from RefSeq and is a predicted model, not a curated record. Lineage: Eukaryota; Metazoa; Arthropoda; Insecta; Lepidoptera; Pieridae.
UAGAGGUCGAGAGAUAAUCACAUCUUAAAAACAUUUUGUAUAAACUUAGUUGAUUCCUAUAUCUCUUAAUAUAACGUGUAUUAAAAUAAAUUGUACUUAAUAUAAAAAGUGUAUGAAGUUAUACCUAUUCAUUUGGGUAAAUAAAUGAAUUACCUAAUUAUUAAAGGAUUGGACAUAUUAAUAACCGACAUAAUAUGAAAAUCUUAUACUUAUUCUUCACGCUGCUUGGAUAUACAACAGCCAAACGCGCCUCCUGCCAAGCCUGCCUUCACUCCGUGUGCUACAGACGAGAGAGAAUCGUAGAAGGAAUCAAAUUCUCCGGCCAAUUAGCCAUAGACAGAUCAUCUAACAUUCUAUACUUCCACUAUCAAAACCGAUCUCAAGACUUUACGGGUGCUUUUGAUUUAGAUAAUGUUCGGCUCGAAAAUGUUAAUCACAGUGGUUUUAGCUUCGGCCUUGCUGUCGACCAAUCCACAAAGGAUUUAUACAUGACAGGAGUCCUUGGUCUAUACAGGCAUAAUCCAGUAAAAAACUUCACUGAACUCUAUGGUCUAAAAGACAAAACAAUAUGGCAUCUUCACUAUGAAGACAAGUUGUACUAUUCAGAAUUUCGUAAGAAAGGAAUUUACACGUUUGAAGAUAAGAAAUCUAAAUUGAUACCAGGCACUGAAUAUCAGGUCGAUGACUUUAUUGUUGACAAGCGCGGUGACAUUUACUUUAUGCACAAUUUUUCUAUUUAUCUGUUGCCAAAAGGCGGGAAAACUGCCGAGUUGUUUGAAGACGAAAUAUACUAUUUGACCACAGAUAAACAUAGUGAUGCGUAUUUUAUACAGCCAUUUACUAGAGCUGUAUAUAAAAUGCAUUAUAUACAUAAUAGAAGAAUAUUGAAAGAAAUAGGUGCGUUCAGCAGAGGUUCGGCUUUUAUUGUAGUUUUUGAUGGUGAUAAUGAUAUUAUCUAUUAUGAUGGCACAGAUAAGAAAUUAUAUUAUUUAUCACCAACAGCCAAUAAAUGUGUAGUUACCACGAAAGGUUAUGGAAGACAUCUUAAAAAGUAUAUUAAGUACUAUGAAUAUGGAUAAGUAAUACUUGGUAAAAAGUAAGUCAAAGUAAAAAUAUACAAGCCCUUAUAAGUUAUUGAAUUAAGAUAAAGAAUAAUUGUAUGAAAAUUGAAAUCCACAGUAUAUUGAUGCAAAAACGAUGACUUGAUGUGUGAUAUUUUAUGGCUUUAAUAACUCUUUGUUAACACCAUUUAAAAAUAUGCUUCUA